This is a messenger RNA of Gryllus bimaculatus (two-spotted cricket), 2726 nucleotides long. NCBI's taxonomy places the organism in Eukaryota, Metazoa, Arthropoda, Insecta, Orthoptera, Gryllidae. The record is from the annotation of a GenBank genome assembly.
UUAUAACAUUCUCCCGCGUAUUUUUACCCGGCAUGUUUCCAAUUGCUUCCUUCACACAACUGUCAAUUGGUCUCAGAAUAUCCAUACGUGGAAACACAGCUGUUUAGUUGGUAUACUAAUCUCUGUGGAUUUUGUGUGAUGUGACAUCGGAUAGAGCUGGGGGAGAGUAUAGGUUUCGUAUUUUACAGGGCUAUAUUUGAUGAUUUUCUGGCGAAAGGUGUUGGUGCAAGUUUAAUUUCAACGUUCGAAGAAUAACAAAAAAUGUCACUAAUCCCAUUUUUUCGAAAUCCUAUUACGGAUCUAACUGGAAGUUUGGUCAGUCGUCAACAUUUCGAAAAAUGUGGAGAGUUUGAAAUGCGGAUGCUGCAAUGUCUGGAGGCUUAUGGCAUGGAUAGAGGAAAACAAAAGUGUGCUGAUCUUAUAGAAGAUUUCAGUGAAUGUCAAACAAAAUGGAAACAGGUGCUUCGUGUAGAUGCAAUGAGGAUUGAACGCAAUCGCCAGGUGAACCAAGGAGAAAGAAGUAAAGAUCAGAUGUUUGCUGAAGCUCCAACACAAGACAGUUUUUAAUUUAGAAUUGUAAUGUUAUGUUACUAAUACAAAAGAUUAUUAGAUUUACAUGAAAGGAGCCAGAUUUCCAAGCAAUGCUGAGACGUAUAUUGCGUGCUUUAUUAUUGAACUUUCAUCCAGAAAAUGAACAUUGUAUAUACGAGUAUGAAGGGAUUGAGAAAUAAUGACCGAAGUGUUUUAAGACGAGAACGAAUCUUGUACGACUCCAUGAUUAGUUCCUUAUGCUCUCAACAGAUGGCGGCGGUGGCGACGCCUCUGCGCGAUUUAGUAGUUUGGUUUGAGAGCUCACCUGUCAGUGCUGUCAGUUGUGGUCGCCGUUGCUCCUGCUCGUUUGCGCAAUUGUUAUAGAAGCAGUGCUAGUUUUUAAGUGUGUAGUUGUUUGUAGUGACUGAAAUUUUACCAAUUAACGUUAACAUUAUUGGUUUGCCGUAAUUGUGAGUAAUUUGUUAAAUAAAACAUUUGAAACGUUUGAGCGGCCUCGUGCUCAGGAGUACCAUAAGUAAUAUUUGACUUUUGAAUUUGGUGAUCGUAGUGUGAAUAGGAAUUUUAGUCUCGGCAGAAUAUAACUCUAUGUUAAGGUGAAGAAAGUGCUGGAACUUUUAUUUGUGACACAUAGAUCCUGUUUUGUACUUUCUGGCGCGUGAAGUAAAUCGGCCUACAUGACUAAGCCAAAACGCCCUAGAUUCCCGUCCAGCAGUGGCUCAGAUGACCAAGACUCCAGCUGCUCGGAUGUGGAGGGAUCAGGCACACCAGCUGGGCGGCGCACCAGUUCAAACCACAGUAUCUGCCAUUCUGGACAUGGCACAGUUCGGAAGAGGCGUGGUAAUCUCCCCAAACAUUCGGUCAAGAUUCUGAAACGCUGGUUGUACGAGCACCGAUACAAUGCGUAUCCUAGUGACGCGGAAAAGGCGAUUUUAUCACAAGAGGCCAGCCUCACUGUAUUACAGGUGUGCAACUGGUUCAUCAACGCCCGGCGCCGCAUUUUGCCGGAGAUCAUCCGGCGCGAGGGCCACGACCCGCAGCACUACACCAUCUCGCGACGCGGCAAGAAGACGGGCGGGGGCGGCGGCGGCCUGCGCUCGGCACAACCUGGGCUGGGCGGGGGCGGCGGCGGGCGGGCGGCCACGGCACCACGCACGCGCUGGGAAGGGGCCGCCGACGACCGGCGGCCCGCUGGCGCUUACGCCGCGCGCUCUACCUGGGCACGAGACAGCCCCAGCCCAGCCCUACCCUAUGCCCGCGAGCCACAGCUGGCAGCCUACCCAGCCCAGCCUGAGCGCGCGCCGAGCGCCAGUGCGAGCGCAGCCCCGCGACUAGGACGCAGCUGGCUCCGCGGCAGCGACACAGAAGAGGGCCCUGCCGCCGCCGCCCUGGCGCCCCAGCUCGCCCACGCCCACGCGCCCGCCCACGCGCCCGCCCCCGCGCCCUGGCCCGGCGUCAUCGUGUGCCGCUACGGCUGCGGUGACCAGGACGCGCCCGCGCACGCGCACGCGCCGCUCGCCGCGCAGACCUGUGAAACUGUGAUGUCAGAUGGCUUGGUGACACAUUCUGGAACAGAUUACUGGGCUGUUCCACACACAGCAUGCACAGGCAGCUUCUCUCCCCGAAGUGCUGCACAAGAGACUCCUCCACCCACCCCGCCAGAAGAAGCGGAAGAUGAUAAAUUCAAGUGCCUGUACCUGCUUGUGGAAACCGCCGUUGCUGUGCGGCAAAGGGAAUUAGAAAGGAGCAAUUGUGUUCUUAGUAUGUUGAUUCUUGUAACUGCUCAAACACCACAGGUUCACACUAUUGUAGAUAUUUUGCAUACAUUAACGUGGGUUUUUGAAGUACAGUUAGAGUGUUUGUUCUUGCAAGGUUGUGAUCAAAAUAGGAUAUGGUUUUACAUCAAAAUAAUGUAUUUAUUUUGUAUGUUAAAUUUCCAUAAAUUGGUAACCAUCCAACAUAGAGCACACAAAAUUUGCAAUAGAAUAAAAGUUGCUCCAAUAUUAAGUAAUAAGUGUUUAAUGACACUGACAAAUGUGAAGAUGAAUUUGUAUCUCUUAACAUCUCAAGAGGAAUAUAAGAAAGAUCUUUUUUCAGAAUACGAUGAUUUUUUUUUUUUUUGUUCCCACUUAAUAACAUGCCUAAAAGGAGAGAGAAAUAUGUUUUUAUGUCAUUAA